CCGAAACGGAACGUGCAGCUUUGCUUUGUGGUAGUCAUAUGCAGGUUUGGUGGCGUUGGUGGCGAGCGGCCAACAUUUCAGUUUCCGUGAUUUCGAUCGAGGAAGAAUUUACUUGCGUUGAGCAUUAACGUGUGCUUGCCGCUUUACUGACGUGAACUUGUGAAGCGUGCGAGAAAGUCGAACAGACGUUGCGUGAAUACGAAAUUUACGAGGAACAAAACAAAAACAAUUAAUUUGGAACAAAUAAUCGAAUAAUUUUUGAGUGUGUACAGAACUAAAAAUAAAUUUAGAAAUUUUUGUAUAAAAAAUUCUAACUUCAUACAAACGAUAACUGUUAAGUGUGUGCUUUUUCCAAGGAUUUUAGAAAAUGUCACGCACAAAUUUCGCGCGAACCAUCGCAUUAGCGCUGCUGUUGACCACAGCUUCGCUGCUUAGCUGGCAAGCUGGUGCGGCAAAGAUAACAACAAAAGCUCUUGAUGCCAGUGCGAACAAUAUAAACUCCAGCAGAGUGGAGCUAAGCCAUGCAACAGAGGAGCCAGCUGUUGUGGUGGCACCUGCUGCUGUAAUUGUUGAGUCGAAGGCAAAUGAUGAAGAUGAAUUGAAAUAUGAAGCAGAAGUUGAGGCCGAUAAUGCGGCUGCAGCGGACACAGAGGCUGAUGUUGAAGCUGCUGACGACGACGAUGAUGAUGAUGAGGAGGAGGAUGAGGAUGAGGAUGGUGAGGCAGAAUCGGCAGCGGGUGCUCACAAACCAGCGAAGAGUGAAACAGCGUUGACGGCGGCAGAGAAAAAUGAAGACGCCACCGCAUCGUUCAGUGUUUGGGGUAUGGUGCGCAAUGUGUGGAACUGGAUAAGAGAUGAUUUGAGUGAAAGCCUUUUCGGCGAUGACGAUGCCGACGCAACCACCGGUGCACAAAAGGCGCUGGUGCGUGAAGUGCGUGAUGUUUCCGAUGCAGCGAUGGCGGCUGUAGAGAGUCGUACUUUUGGUAAAAUUCGUCGCCUACAAAUGGCCCUCAUUCCGCUCAUCUUCAAAUUUGGCAUACUCACCGCUAUGGUGGCUUUCCUCAUAAUGCUCGGCAUGAAAACACUAUUCCUGGUAAAAUUGCUUGUGCUAAUGAAUGCCGCCGCCAUACUUGCCAAGUUCAUUACACUGAAAUCAAACUUCGGUGGUUAUGAACACUCUGCAUCCCAGUGGAAUUAUCAGACUUGGACGCCACAUGCAACAGGCGGAUGGGGUGCCUCAGCACCGUCAGCGCCGUAUUCACACGGCAGCGAGCAACACCCUUCGAAGGAAAUUCACCUGCACAUACACAACGGUCAAGUUCAGGGUUAUGGCGCUGGUGGACAUGGUGGCUCAAACGGUUGGGAGAGCCGCAGUGACCCCUACGGCGCCUAUGCGCCUACACCGUCAAACGAAGGGGAAAACGAACUCAAUAAUCAAGGUCCGAUUGCCAUGCUACCAACAAACUAUCCCUCAAAUCCUGUUUACGGUAAUCAGUAAGGAAUGUGGGUCUUAAGACAAUAGUCACUGCGUCAGGGUUUCUUUAUAAGUAUUUAUUAUUAACUCUCUGAUCACUUCAUUAUUAUAAUUCCGCUGUUGUAAAUAGUUUUAAGCCUAUUUAUAUAUUAAAUUAAAGUAAUUGUAAUUAACUAAUCGUAAAUAAAGU
Molecule: messenger RNA, 1664 nt
Organism: Bactrocera latifrons
Lineage: Eukaryota; Metazoa; Arthropoda; Insecta; Diptera; Tephritidae
Exons: 3
Coding region: 368-1498 (376 amino acids)
Source: RefSeq, a predicted model, not a curated record